Molecule: messenger RNA, 1802 nt
Organism: Eriocheir sinensis (Chinese mitten crab)
Lineage: Eukaryota; Metazoa; Arthropoda; Malacostraca; Decapoda; Varunidae
Product: monocarboxylate transporter 13-like
Exons: 5
Coding region: 118-1746 (542 amino acids)
Biological process (GO): transmembrane transport; monocarboxylic acid transport
Molecular function (GO): monocarboxylic acid transmembrane transporter activity
Source: RefSeq, a predicted model, not a curated record
UGCACGCCAUCAGUCACAUCACCACCAGGCACAAGUCUCCGCCGAGCAGUGUCGUGGGAUGGUCACUCAGGGCUCCGCGGACCAACACACACCAUACCUCCCUUUGCCGCGGCCACCAUGACGCCGAGCCCUGCAGCCGAGCAUCUUCCCCUCCCUGAGGCUAAAUUGGGGUACCUGAACGAAACUUUUGACCCUGAUGAAAAUUGUUCCUGCAACGUACCAAGAGAUGCUACAAACUCCUCAAGAGGCAGGUGUCAGUGCGAGACACCCAAACCCACCAAAAAUACUUCGACGCCCACCGAUAUCUCUUCAGAGGAGGCUCAUCAUGCAACUGACCCACGAGCUGCGGAGGGAGGAGGGAGGGAAAACAGGAACAGUCGUGUAGUGAAAUCGAAGACCGUAAUUGAUGUUGAGUUUGAGAAAAAUGACGAAGCAUUUCAACAUAAAUCUGUGGAUAAUUGUGACUCAGACAGCACGGAAGCGGAGGCUCCUGAAGGUGGCUGGGGCUACAUCGUCCUCUUGGGAGCCUUCAUAAUAGCGUUUAUGAAUGGAUUGGGGUCAUUGUGCUUUGGAAUCUUGUUCACCGACUUCCUGCUGGAGGCCGGGGCGUCCCUGACCACCACCGCGGCACUUAUCACCACUUACGGCAGCGUCAUGUGCCUGGCCUUCCUGCUGGCCGGGCCCCUCUUGGAGUGCUGGGGCUGGCGGACGGUUGUGAUGGGGGGCGGUAUACUCUUUUCUUCCGGACUAAUCAUAACAGCCUUCAGUCCAUCGGUGGAAUUUCUAUUCUUUUCAUACUCUCUAUUAACAGGUUUUGGCACUGGCGUGUGUACCGUGGCGGCGUUGGGCAUUCCUUCCUUUUAUUUCAAGCGGAAGCGAGGGAUGGCAAGCUCUUUCGUUCUAUGUGGAGUUAAUGUAGGCGGUUUCGCAGGGCCACCUUUGGUGGCCUACCUGCUACGUGAGUAUGGCUUCAGGGGCGCCACCCUGAUCACCGCGGCCAUCACCCUUCACGUCUGUUUCUCGGCAACUGUGUUUCACCCUGUGGAGUGGCACACCCCAAGGCGGGGCAACGACAAAGCCAGAGCGCCUAUCAAGCCCAAAAAUAAACGGACGAUGGUCAGUACUCUUACUUGCUACUGGAGGCUCCUCAAAUAUGCACGUACUUACGUAAUUAUAGUUGCCUUUGCUGCUAUAAAUGGCAUAUUGCGAACUGCUGUCUCGCUGGUGUCGCUGGUGCUGGAAACAAAUGGACACACGCGAGAGGACGCCGCUUUCAUCACAUCAAUCGUCGGUGUUUGCGGCUUCGUCGGUCGCCUAGUUGUAUCGUCAGUUGCGGACACGGCAUGGUUCAACGUGAGAGUGGGCUACAUCGCCUUAAUAUCCGUCGCAAUCGUCUCGUUAAUAGUCUUCAGCGCGACUGAGGAAAUUUUGUGGAUAACGGUCGCAAUGGCGCUGCACGGAGUAGGCAUGAGUGGUUGUUACAGCCUCGGACCGCUGUUAAUGGUGAACUACAUGGGCCUCAAAAAUCUGAUGCCUCUCCUGGCUCUCGCUGGGAUUACGACAGCCGUUUUCCAGCCCGCCAUAACCCCACUCUUUGGCGUCUUCGAAACCUUGACCGGCGGCUACAGUGGCCCCAUAUUGUUCUUGAGCUCUGAAGCCUGUCUGGCGGGGGUCCUGUGGCUUCUCAUGCCGCUUGCUGAAGCAUUCGACAAGAGGAGAAUAACACACAAGUCAUCGGCGGGCUGAAGAAUGAAUGAAUGAAUGUCAAAUGUGUAAAUUACGUGAUUAAAGAAAUAUGCGAC